CGACAUCGAAAUAGGUCGACAAAUCCGAGAAACAAAUGUUACCCUAGACAGUCUCGCAGUUCAGUGAUUACCGUUUGAAAACACUUUAGUUAUCCGGCGAAGCAAUCGUCAGGGGCUGCCGAAGGCCUUUUCAACCGAAUUAUUAUCCGCAGAUUGGGAAGGCAAGCAUCUGUAGCUCUGCCAUGAAAGCCUGGGUGAAAUCGCUCCUGCUCCUCGCCUCUACCUGCGGGUACAUCUUCCUAGGCGGCUGCACUUUCAUGGCUCUGGAGCACCAGCAACCCACGGCAACCCAUAAGGAGCUUACCCGUCAAGUCGCCGGCUUCCUGGCCAACCACAGCCACUGCGGUAUGGUGGAGGAUCGUCUGCGGGACUUUUUGGAGAACUCUGUAGCCACGGCUUAUGGGAAUGGAGUGUUGCUGUCUCACGCUCAUCCGGCCAGGGGCGUCCAGGACAUCUGGACAUUUUCGAAUGCCUUUGUUUUUGCAUUCGAAGUCGUGACUACUAUCGGUGAAGGAGUGAUGGUGCCCAGGACAUCUAAAGGUCGUCUAUUCGCCAUGGUCUACGCCGCUAUCGGUGUCCCCCUUUGCUACUUAAUGCUGUCCGCAGUGGGGGACACCUUUUAUUUCACGUGGAGGAAACUGCGCCAUCUCUUCUCCCGUAUACGGCAACGAACCAUUCGCGUGGCCCUGGGAGUUUCCUGUACCCUGAUCGUCUUGCAUCUAGUCCUGUCCGACUUCCCAGCUAUCCUCGUGUCCACGCACCAAGGAUGGGACUUUUUCACCUCGCAGUAUUACUGCUUCAUGGUCCUAAGCACUGUGGGCCUGGGGGACCUGUCCCGCAAGCGGCAAAUGCAAGAAUCGGAGGAAAUGGAAUGGGUUAAGCAUGCACUCUCGGUGCUUUACGACCUGCUCUGCCUAAGUAUCGUCUCCGUUAUCUACAAAGGUGUGAACGAGUACCGAGAGCAAGUCCGGAAGGAGGAGGCGAAUCAGGAGGAGCAAUCUAGGGCAGACAGACGGGGAGACGAGGCGUCAUCGUCUACUCACUGCAGUAAAUCCAUCGAUUCAAGCUUCGAACUGGGCAAAAUCGAGUUCAUUGAACUCGGAGCUGGCCCAGACUCUGGACGGGGUUCGUUGUCCCUAUUCAACAGUUAAAAAAGCUCCUGACCAACUAGGAUAUGGAACUUGCAACGGUAUCUGUCAAGAAAUCUCAAAUCGAACGCACUUGCUUUUUUUUUUUUUUUACGUUUUCAUCGCUGUUAUAUUGAUGAAUCCCAAAUCGGCUGAUUAAUGAAGCAGGAAAGAGCAUUAAAAAAAAAAAAAUAAUUAAAUGAAAAUCACAUGCCUAGGCUGGAAUCAAUUAAGGUAAAAAUCCUGCCCCGAACCUUUACAAACAUUAUGGCACAAACUCACACAGGCACCGUUUUCAGGCUUUCACUUAGAUUUAUUUAGGGGACGUUUCAUUAUGAAGAUCCGUCAUUGAGUCAACGAUUGCUGGACGAGUGUAGUAUACUAUUUCGGACCGCAUACCUAAUGUGUUUUUACAUCGCUGAAGUCAUUAGACAAGCGUUAACGUACAGCAGAGAGGAAGGAGCAGGAGGUUCGUGAUGUCAUUAGCCCGCGUCCGAAAAAGAAAUUGGUUACGGCCGGGCCGGCAACAACACAGCUCGGCCGAGCUGCAAAAUUUGCAACGUGAAGCAAACGUUAUGAAUAUAUCAAUUUGGUUCGACAUUAUAGGCUUGUUAAUGGUGUUAAGCCAGUGAGAAGUUUUAGUCGAAGACUAAAGUGUUACUGCGUGGCUAUGGCCAAGUAAUUUAGAGGUAGCCUCUAUUUUACGGUGGUUGUUCGUUCAUUGAUGUCUAAUAGCGUACAGGUGCACUCUAAAAAAAAAAAAAAAUGGUCAGACUUGACUAGAAACCAGUUAAAUUGGACCAGUCAUUCAGGGUAAGCUGGGUGCAAAUAAAAAUCAGUCAAUCUUA
Messenger RNA from Patiria miniata (bat star), 1975 nucleotides. Its product is annotated as potassium channel subfamily K member 9-like. The record is from RefSeq and is a predicted model, not a curated record. The coding region runs from base 183 to 1151 and encodes 322 amino acids. Gene Ontology annotation, molecular function: potassium ion leak channel activity. Lineage: Eukaryota; Metazoa; Echinodermata; Asteroidea; Valvatida; Asterinidae. The transcript has 2 exons. Gene Ontology annotation, cellular component: membrane. Gene Ontology annotation, biological process: potassium ion transmembrane transport; stabilization of membrane potential.